This is a messenger RNA of Bactrocera latifrons, 2588 nucleotides long. RefSeq names its product calphotin (gene Cp19). The record is from RefSeq and is a predicted model, not a curated record. Bases 95 to 2401 code for a protein of 768 amino acids. The transcript has 7 exons. NCBI's taxonomy places the organism in Eukaryota, Metazoa, Arthropoda, Insecta, Diptera, Tephritidae.
UACCCUAAAUUUGCUAUAAAAACUAUACUACAAUUUUGUUAAACAUAUUCAUUCAAUCUUCUAACCCUAACAUCAAACAACAAAAUAACGCAUAAUGAAUAGAUUCAUUUGCACCUUCGCAGCAAUUGUCGCCGUCGCCAAUGGCUACUCAGUAAGUGGUGGUAGUCACGGUGGUAGUCACGGUGGCAGCCGCGGUUAUGGCUCCUCGAUCGCUGGAAAUGCCUAUCAAUUGCUGCCAGCCGUUUCGGUGCAAACGAUUGCUGCGGCUAGAGGUAGCGCGGGUGGUUAUGGUGGCUCGUCGGGUGGUUAUAGUGGCUCGUCGGGUGGUUAUGGUGGCUCGUCGGGCGGUUAUGGCAGUGCCGCUCGUGGUUAUGGUGGUUCCUCUGGUGGUUAUGGCGCCGCGAGUGCACCAUCUGUUGAUGUCAAUAGUUUGCUGGCAGCAAUUGGUGGUGAUAUUAGUGCACAACAAGCGGCUCAACUCGCCUUAUCCUUGCCUUCCGCUGGCGGUCCAUAUAUUGAUACCUCAAUCCAUUCUGGUAGCAGUGGUAAAAGUUCCUAUGCUAGCGGCGGCAAUUUAGCAUAUGCUAUUGCUCCUAGAGGUGGUUCUUACUCGGCUCCAGCUCCGGCUUCAUACGCUGCACCAGCUCCAGCUCCGGCUGCAUACGCAGCACCAGCUCCAGCACCGGUUGUAUAUGCUGCACCUGUUCCAGCUCCAGCUCCAGUCGUUUAUGCAGCACCUGCUCCAGCUCCAGCCGCCUAUGCUGCACAUGCUCCUGCUGCUGCUGUAUAUUCAGCACCUGCACAUGCACCAGUCGCUUACCAAGCUCCAGCACCAGCUCCAGUUGCCUACGGUGCUGCUGCUCCUGCUUCAGCUCGUCGUCCAUCAGCUGCCGCUGCCGUUAGCUACAUCUCGGGCGGUAGAAACCAUGCUGCCUCCGCACCCGCUGCUAGUCUAUGUUAUUGCGGCGGUAAAAAACCAAACACAAUAACUGCCAAAAUGCAACGCUUCAUCUGUGCUUUCUUCUCGGUGCUGGCACUUGCGCACGCCCUUCCUUAUGGCGGUUAUGGCAGUUAUGGCGCGCCAGCUGCAGCACCCGCUCCAUCUUAUACCAGCGGCGAUGUAAUUGUGUCGCAGGACCCCGCAGUCUUAUACAACAUUCCUGCACCAUCUGCUUGGAAUCUAUCGCCAGCUGCAGCAGCAGGUCCAGUGCUAAUCCCAGUUGAUGCUAAAACUAUUUCAGGACCUGGUAAGGCAUCAUCAUUGAUUGGCAUCUCAUCGCGUCCAAGUGCUAUUGCUGCUGCGGCUUCUGCUAAUGUGCCUUUGAAUGCUGGUUCCUACAAGCUAUUGAUUGUACCCUCCUAUGAAGUUCCCAAUAUUGUGGGACCUGAACCUGCUGUGCCCAAGUCGCCCGCUGGUGUUGGUGCUGGUGGUAGUGGCGCUCACGGUAGUCGCGCUCACGGUUAUGGCGGUCAGGGCUAUAGCGCUCCGGCUAGUCAAGUGAACGCUUCCAAUACCCAUUUGUUGCCCCGUGAAAUCUUUGUUUAUGGCUUGUUAUUAGUACCAAUUGUGGAAGAAGCCAAAGAACUUCCAGCAAACGCGAACCAACCACAUACAAUGCAAAGCAAUAUGAAACAGUUCAUGUGUCUUUCUUUGGCGCUUUUCGCCUCCGUUGCUGUGGCACAUCCGUAUGGACAAUCGGCGUCAUCGUAUGGUGCUGCGCCAGCAUCCAGUGCAGGUUAUGGUGGCGGCGCCAGUGGCGUCGCUAAUACAGUGCAGCAAGUCAGCUUGGCCGGUCUCGCCAAUUUGGUGAAUAUCGAAGCGAUUGAGAAAUAUUUGAAUGCGCCAGCUCCAGCUGCCCGUGGUAGCGGUUCCGCUUCGUAUUCUCAAGCUAAAUAUGUUGUAUCCGCCUCAGCACCAACUGCCGGUCCCGUAAUUUCUUCGAGUUACAGUGCUGCACCAGCUCCUGCAGCGGCUGCAUCUUCAGGUGGUUAUGGUGCCUCAGCUGGACCCGCUCUUUACGUUAAUGAAGCACCAUCUGUCAGUUAUACCGCUCCCGCUGCUAGUUAUUCAGCACCCGCUGCCAGUUAUUCAGCACACGCUCCAGUCACUAGUUAUGCCGCUCCUGCUCCAGCUUCAUAUGGUUAUAGUGCUUCUGCCGCUCCUCGUUAUAACUUCCUCCCAGCUACUGUUACCCAGAUCAACGCUGGCAAGACUAGCUACAAAACCUAUCAAACUCCCAUCCAAUACAGCACCAUCACACUUCCAGUUGCUGCCUCUGGCCCUGUCGCCAAUUUGUAUGUACCUGAAAAAGCCGGUUCGUCUGGUAGUUCUGGUAGCUCCUAUGGCAGUUCAUCUGGUUAUGGCAGCUCUAUCAGCUCCUAUGGCGGUUCAAGCUAUUAAGCUUAACACAUAAUAGCGGUAAAUUUAGUUAGUAUUACUAAUUUGUGUGCGUGCGACCAGUUAAAGAAUUUCAAAUUCAAAAUUUUUAUUUGAGAGCGUUUUGUGUAAAAAAUUGUUUGAUACAAGUUUGGAACAUGUUUUGAUAUAUUUGCGUUUUGAAUACCAAAUAAAUUGUUUUUAAGUUGAA